Myiozetetes cayanensis is the source of this 1047-nucleotide messenger RNA. It is a transcript of the gene NNMT, whose product is annotated as nicotinamide N-methyltransferase. Gene Ontology annotation, molecular function: N-methyltransferase activity. Gene Ontology annotation, cellular component: cytosol. The record is from RefSeq and is a predicted model, not a curated record. NCBI's taxonomy places the organism in Eukaryota, Metazoa, Chordata, Aves, Passeriformes, Tyrannidae.
AUGGAUGCACCAGUGGUCUUCAUGGAGGCAGAGUUUUACCAGCAGAGUUUCCAGCAGAGUUUCGACCCUCAGGCAUAUCUGAAAGAAUAUUACAGCAUGAGUGACAGCCAGGAAGGGGCAAACUUGUUUCUGAGGCAAAACUUGAGGAACCUGCACAAGAUGUUCUCCUCAGACGGGCUGAGAGGUGGCACCCUGAUAGAUGUCGGCUGUGGCCCCACCAUCUACCAGCUUCUGUGUGCUUGUGAGCACUUCCAUGAGAUCAUCGCCCUGGACCACACUGACCGGAACCGCCGGGAGCUGGGGAGGUGGCCGAGGAACGAAGAGGGAGCCUUUGACUGAGUGCUGGUGGUGAAAUACAUGUGUGAGCUGGAAGGGGACAGGGAGAAGUGGGCUGAGAAACAGGAGAAAGUGAGGAAGAAAGUGAAGCAGGUUCUGAAGUGGGACGUGACCAAAGCCAACCCCACAGGCCUCAUGUCCCUGCCACCAGCUGACUGUAUUGUCUGCACCCUGUGCCUGGAGGGCACCUGCAAGGACCUGCCCACCUUCAGCAGCGCCCUGAGGAACAUCGGGACCCUCGUGAAGCCAGGGGGGCACCUGGUGCUGGUGACCGUCCCUGGGGAAUCCUACUACGCCUUCAACAAGCAGGUUUUCUCCUGCCUCCACCUGGAGAAACACGAGGUGGAGGCAGCUGUGGAGGCUGCUGGCUUUGAGGUGACAUUCAGCGAGGCACAGCCACACGUGGUGAGCAGCGAGCGCACGGACUGCCGGGGUCUGCUCAGCGUGGUGGCACACAGGGGUCCCUCCACAGUGAGUGUGUCUGCUCAGACACUCCCCUCGAAGAAGGAUGCAGCCACCCAGGUGUCUGGGAGUGCUGAGUGUCUGAGCCUGACGUUGGUACCAGAGGAUGGUGUAGGAGGUAGCUGUGUACGAUGCGAGCAGAUGAAUGACUUGCUGUGCCUGGUAGCAGAACUUAAGGAAGAGAUCUCCUUUUACGAUCAGGUGACUCACCUGGUAGAUGAGGGGAAGAGUAAGUUUGACCUGCAGUAA